Molecule: messenger RNA, 1069 nt
Organism: Myotis lucifugus (little brown bat)
Lineage: Eukaryota; Metazoa; Chordata; Mammalia; Chiroptera; Vespertilionidae
Product: olfactory receptor 7E24-like
Biological process (GO): G protein-coupled receptor signaling pathway
Cellular component (GO): membrane
Molecular function (GO): olfactory receptor activity; G protein-coupled receptor activity
Source: RefSeq, a predicted model, not a curated record
CAAGCAUUAUUUCCUCUACAAGUUGAGAAUUUCAUGGGAUCUAUCAUGAGAUGACUAUUACUAGACAGACUUUGGGGACAUCCUGGAUCUAUAUCUCGACAAUAAGAGCAGGAGGUGUCUCAGCCCCAUGGAACUAAAGAAUCUAACACGUGUCUCAGAAUUCUUCCUCCUGGGUCUCUCAGAUGACCUGGAACUGCCUCUGGUCUUGGGGCUCUUCCUGUCCAUGUACCUGGUUGCCGUGUUGGGGAACAUGCUCCUCAUCCUGACUGUCAGCUCUGACUCCCACCUCCACACCCCCAUGUACUUCUUCCUCUGCAACCUGUCCUUGGCGGACAUCGGGUUCAUUUCUACCACUGUUCCAAAGAUGGCUGUGGGCAUCCUGACUCACAGCAGAGUCAUCUCCUAUGGGGGCUGCCUGAUACAACUGUCUUUUUUUAUCCUUUUUGCAUGUAUGGAUGACAUGCUUCUGACUGUGAUGGCCUAUGACCGGUUUGUGGCCAUCUGUCACCCUCUGCACUACUCAGCCACCAUGAACCCACGCCUCUGCUGCUUCUUAGUUUUGAUGUCAUUUUUCAUCAGCCUUUUGGACUCCCAGCUGCACAAUUUGGUUGUAUUACAGUUUACCUGCUUCAAGGAUGUAAACAUUUCUAAUUUCUUCUGUGAUCCUUCUCAGCUCCUUCAUCUUGCCUGUUCUGACACCAUCACCAAUAACAUAGUCAUGUAUUUUGUUGGCGCCAUCUUUGGUGGUGUUCCACUCGCAGGGAUCGUUGGCUCUUACUAUAAGAUUGUUUCCUCCAUUCUGAGAGUUCCAUCGAUAGGUGGGAAGUAUAAAGCCUUAUCCACCUGUGUUUCUCACCUGUCAGUUGUUUGCUUAUUUUAUGGAACAGCUAUUGGAGGUUACCUGGGAUCAGCACUGUUGCCUUCCCCCAGGAAGGACGUGGUGGCCUCAGUCAUGUACACUGUAGUUACCCCCAUGCUGAACCCUUUCAUUUACAGUCUGAGGAACAGGGACAUUAAGAGUGCCCUAUGGAGGCUCUACAGCAGAACAAUCUAAUGUGAAUAUCUCUGC